AUGAUGAUGAUGCUGGUCAUGGUGAUGACAAUACUGACGAUGAUGGUAACGAGGGUGUGCGAGUUCGACAACAACCGGAAGCGGAUGUCUGUGGUGGUUCGACUGCCAAACGGCCAGAUCAUGCUGUAUACCAAAGGAGCGGACAGCAGCGUCCUCCCGUUCAUGGCAGAAGCCGAGCUCUCCUCCGAAAGACGCCUCUGUGAAGAGCAUUUGACGAUCUUCGCGCGGCAAGGACUGCGGACGCUGUGCCUUGCGCAGCGCGUCGUCAGUGAAGACGAGCAUGCAGAGUGGCACAAGCGCUACGAGGUGGCCAAAGCUUUAGUCACCGAGGACAAGGCCGACAAAAUUCACGAGUUGGUCGUGGAGCUGGAAACGAAGCAUCCUUUGAAGCUUCUGGGCGCCACUGCCAUUGAGGACCGCUUGCAGGACCAGGUCGCAGAUACGAUUGCGCAGCUACGAGCUGCGGGUAUCCGCGUCUGGGUGCUCACCGGCGAUAAGGUGGACACGGCGAUCUCCAUUGCCAUGUCAUGCCAACUGCUGACCGAAGAUAUGGAUAAUUACGUCCUCGACGGGGACUCCGACCAGCCGCUUUUCGAAGUCCUGACUGAAGCCUUGACAGCUGACCGGCCGGCCCUGACCAUCGCAGGCUCCCGUCUGGCGGAAGCUCUCGAGACCGAAGAGGACCGAGAACUUCUCUUCAAAGUUGGGCAACGCUGCAGUUCCGUGAUCUGCUGCCGCGUCUCGCCGAAGCAGAAAGCGGAUGUUGUCGACCUCGUCAAAUCUUUGGACAAAUCGUCUGUGACGCUCUCAAUUGGUGAUGGCGCCAACGAUGUGUCCAUGAUCGUUGCUGCGCACGUGGGUGUUGGCCUUUCCGGGAAGGAAGGCGCGCAAGCAGCCUACGCCGCCGACUUCGCUCUGCCCGAGUUUCGGUUGCUGAAGCCGUCUAUUUUCGCCCAUGGGCGCGAGGCAUACCGCAGAAAUGCGAUCGUCUGCCUGUACAGCUUCUACAAGAACCAGGUUAAUGUUCUCAUCACGAUUUUUGCCGCGGCUGGGAAUGCCUUCUCGGGCAGCAACGUGGUGGAUCCGUUUCUGAUGCAAUGUUACAACCUUGUGCAUUGCCACCUGCCACUCUUCCUUUACGGCAUGUACGAUAGGCCGGUCGCUGGCCGGGGAGAGGAGAAAUUAGAGGAGGGAAAGCAGCCGUGA
Molecule: messenger RNA, 1206 nt
Organism: Symbiodinium sp. CCMP2592
Lineage: Eukaryota; Dinophyceae; Suessiales; Symbiodiniaceae
Source: the annotation of a GenBank genome assembly